Argiope bruennichi is the source of this 17871-nucleotide messenger RNA. RefSeq names its product fibroin heavy chain-like. The record is from RefSeq and is a predicted model, not a curated record. Bases 16 to 17730 code for a protein of 5904 amino acids. Lineage: Eukaryota; Metazoa; Arthropoda; Arachnida; Araneae; Araneidae. The transcript has 20 exons.
GAGACCAAAGCAGCAAUGGCUCGCUUUACCACAGCAGUGAUAUUUUUGUUCCUAGCGCAAUGUGCGACAACAUAUGCGAGAGGUAUCCAUGUAUCGGCUUACACCCCUUUUUCGAACCCUUAUACGGCUGAGAAUUUCGCUCGGACCUUCGUGAACAACAUCGUCAAUAGUGGAGAAUUCGGGGCUCAAGAUGCUGCGGACUUCGAUGACAUCAUUCAAAGUCUUCUGCAGGCCCAGAACAUGCACAAGGGGCAUGACACCAACGCUAAGGCCAAAGCGAUGCAGAUGGCAUUUGCUUCCUCCAUAGCUGAAUUGGUCAUCGCCGAAAGUGAAAGUGAAGGUUCAAAUGUUCAGCGAAGGACCAACACAAUUUCCAACUGCUUGAGAAAUGCCUUGUAUAGCACCACAGGAAGAGUCAACGAGGAUUUCGUGAGAGAAAUCGAAGACCUCAUCAACCUCUUCUCGCAGGAGUCAUUCAACGAAGUUGAAACCUAUGGUCCAGGCACCUACUACCAAACUUCUACAACAGGAGGACAAGGAGGAACACCUGUUGUCACAGAAACAGUGACUGUCUCCGUGUCUGGAGGUGGAGGUGGAGGAGGAGCAGGAACCGGUGGAAUCGGUGGACCAUCAGGUCUGGGAGGAGCCGGAGCAACUGGUGGAUUCGGUGGUGCUGGAGGACCUGGUGGAUUCGGUGGUGCUGGAGGACCUGGUGGACCAGGAGGACCCGGUGGACCAGGAGGAUUUGGAGGUUCAGGCGGAGGAGCAGGAGCCGGUGGUGUCGGACCCGGCGGAAUCUCUGGAGGUGCUGGCGGUGCUGGCGGAUCAGGUGUAACAGUUGUAGAGUCAGUUACUGUUGGUGGAGCCGGAGGACCAGGAGCUGGUGGUGUCGGUCCAGGAGGUGUCGGACCUGGAGGAGUUGGACAGGGAGGUAUUUACGGACCAGGAGGAGCUGGAGGACUUUACGGACCGGGUGCAGGUGGAGCCUUCGGAGCAGGAGGAGGAGCUGUUGCACCAGGAGGACCUGGAGGUCCAGGUGGACCAGGCGGCCCUGGAGGUCCAGGUGGAUUUGGCGGAGGAGCAGGAAUCGGCGGUGGUGUUGGACCAGGAGCUGGAGGUGUUGGACCGUCUGGAGGUGCUGGUGGAACAGGUCCGGUAUCUGUCUCAUCUACUGUAAGUGUCGGUGGUGCUGGCGUACCAGGCGCAGGUGGACCAGGAGUAGGAGGACCAGGAGCAGGUGGAGCAGGAGCUGGUGGUGUCGGAACUGGAGGAUUUGGAGGUCCAGGUGGAUUCGGUGGACCGGGAGGUCCUGGAGGACCAGGCGGCCCAGGAGGAGCAGGCGGAGGCGCCGGCGGCGCUGGAGGAUUGUACGGACCUGGAGGUGCUGGAGGAUUGUACGGUCCCGGAGGAUUAUACGGACCUGGAGGAGCUGGUGCACCUGGAGCUCCCGGAGCUCCGGGUAGAGCAGGAGGUAUCGGAGGUAUAGCCGGAGCUGGUGGUGUCGAAUCUGGUGGAGUCUCUGGAGGUGCUGGCGGAGGAGGUGUAUCAGUUACAGAAUCAGUUACUGUUGGUGGAGCCGGAGGUGCAGGAGCAGGAGCAGGAGCUGGUGGAAUCGGUGGACCAUCAGGUCUGGGAGGAGCCGGAGCAACUGGUGGAUUCGGUGGUGCUGGAGGACCUGGUAGACCAGGAGGACCCGGUGGACCAGGAGGAUUUGGAGGUUCAGGCGGAGGAGCAGGAGCCGGUGGUGUCGGAACCGGUGGAAUCUCUGGAGGUGCUGGCGGUGCUGGCGGAUCAGGUGUAACAGUUGUAGAGUCAGUUACUGUUGGUGGAGCCGGAGGACCAUUAGCUGGUGGUGUCGGUCCAGGAGGUGUCGGACCUGGAGAAGUUGGACCGGGAGGUAUUUACGGACCAGGAGGAGCUGGAGGACUUUACGGACCGGGUGCAGGUGGAGCCUUCGGAGCAGGAGGAGGAGCUGGUGCACCAGGAGGACCUGGAGGUCCAGGUGGACCAGGCGGCCCUGGAGGUCCAGGUGGAUUUGGCGGAGGAGCAGGAAUCGGCGGUGGUGUUGGACCAGGAGCUGGAGGUGUUGGACCGUCUGGAGGUGCUGGUGGAACAGGUCCGGUAUCUGUCUCUUCUACUGUAAGUGUCGGUGGUGCUGGCGGACCAGGCGCAGGUGGACCAGGAGUAGGAGGACCAGGAGCAGGUGGAGCAGGAGCUGGUGGUGUCGGAACUGGAGGAUUUGGAGGUCCAGGUGGAUUCGGUGGACCGGGAGGUCCUGGAGGACCAGGCGGCCCAGGAGGAGCAGGCGGAGGCGCCGGCGGCGCUGGAGGAUUGUACGGACCUGGAGGUGCUGGAGGAUUGUACGGUCCCAGAGGAUUAUACGGACCUGGAGGAGCUGGUGCACCUGGAGCUCCCGGAGCUCCGGGUAGAGCAGGAGGUAUCGGAGGUAUAGCCGGAGCUAGUGGUGUCGAAUCUGGUGGAGUCUCUGGAGGUGCUGGCGGAGGAGGUGUAUCAGUUACAGAAUCAGUUACUGUUGGUGGAGCCGGAGGUGCAGGAGCAGGAGCAGGAGCUGGUGGAAUCAGUGGACCAUCAGGUCUGGGAGGAGCCGGAGCAACUGGUGGAUUCGGUGGUGCUGGAGGACCUGGUGGACCAGGAGGACCCGGUGGACCAGGAGGAUUUGGAGGUUCAGGCGGAGGAGCAGGAGCCGGUGGUGUCGGACCCGGCGGAAUCUCUGGAGGUGCUGGCGGUGCUGGCGGAUCAGGUGUAACAGUUGUAGAGUCAGUUACUGUUGGUGGAGCCGGAGGACCAGGAGCUGGUGGUGUCGGUCCAGGAGGUGUCGGACCUGGAGGAGUUGGACCUGGAGGUCUUUACGGACCAGGAGGAGCUGGAGGACUUUACGGACCGGGUGCAGGUGGAGCCUUCGGAGCAGGAGGAGGAGCUGGUGCACCAGGAGGACCUGGAGGUCCAGGUGGACCAGGCGGCCCUGGAGGUCCAGGUGGAUUUGGCGGAGGAGCAGGAAUCGGCGGUGGUGUUGGACCAGGAGCUGGAGGUGUUGGACCGUCUGGAGGUGCUGGUGGAACAGGUCCGGUAUCUGUCUCUUCUACUGUAAGUGUCGGUGGUGCUGGCGGACCAGGCGCAGGUGGACCAGGAGUAGGAGGACCAGGAGCAGGUGGAGCAGGAGCUGGUGGUGUCGGAACUGGAGGAUUUGGAGGUCCAGGUGGAUUCGGUGGACCGGGAGGUCCUGGAGGACCAGGCGGCCCAGGAGGAGCAGGCGGAGGCGCCGGCGGCGCUGGAGGAUUGUACGGACCUGGAGGUGCUGGAGGAUUGUACGGUCCCGGAGGAUUAUACGGACCUGGAGGAGCUGGUGCACCUGGAGCUCCCGGAGCUCCGGGUAGAGCAGGAGGUAUCGGAGGUAUAGCCGGAGCUGGUGGUGUCGAAUCUGGUGGAGUCUCUGGAGGUGCUGGCGGAGGAGGUGUAUCAGUUACAGAAUCAGUUACUGUUGGUGGAGCCGGAGGUGCAGGAGCAGGAGCAGGAGCUGGUGGAAUCGGUGGACCAUCAGGUCUGGGAGGAGCCGGAGCAACUGGUGGAUUCGGUGGUGCUGGAGGACCUGGUAGACCAGGAGGACCCGGUGGACCAGGAGGAUUUGGAGGUUCAGGCGGAGGAGCAGGAGCCGGUGGUGUCGGACCCGGUGGAAUCUCUGGAGGUGCUGGCGGUGCUGGCGGAUCAGGUGUAACAGUUGUAGAGUCAGUUACUGUUGGUGGAGCCGGAGGACCAUUAGCUGGUGGUGUCGGUCCAGGAGGUGUCGGACCUGGAGAAGUUGGACCGGGAGGUAUUUACGGACCAGGAGGAGCUGGAGGACUUUACGGACCGGGUGCAGGUGGAGCCUUCGGAGCAGGAGGAGGAGCUGGUGCACCAGGAGGACCUGGAGGUCCAGGUGGACCAGGCGGCCCUGGAGGUCCAGGUGGAUUUGGCGGAGGAGCAGAAAUCGGUGGUGGUGUUGGAACAGGAGCUGGAGGUGUUGGACCGUCUGGAGGUGCUGGUGGAACAGGUCCGGUAUCUGUCUCUUCUACUGUAAGUGUCGGUGGUGCUGGCGGACCAGGCGCAGGUGGACCAGGAGUAGGAGGACCAGGAGCAGGUGGAGCAGGAGCUGGUGGUGUCGGAACUGGAGGAUUUGGAGGUCCAGGUGGAUUCGGUGGACCGGGAGGUCCUGGAGGACCAGGCGGCCCAGGAGGAGCAGGCGGAGGCGCCGGCGGCGCUGGAGGAUUGUACGGACCUGGAGGUGCUGGAGGAUUGUACGGUCCCGGAGGAUUAUACGGACCUGGAGGAGCUGGUGCACCUGGAGCUCCCGGAGCUCCGGGUAGAGCAGGAGGUAUCGGAGGUAUAGCCGGAGCUGGUGGUGUCGAAUCUGGUGGAGUCUCUGGAGGUGCUGGCGGAGGAGGUGUAUCAGUUACAGAAUCAGUUACUGUUGGUGGAGCCGGAGGUGCAGGAGCAGGAGCAGGAGCUGGUGGAAUCGGUGGACCAUCAGGUCUGGGAGGAGCCGGAGCAACUGGUAGAUUCGGUGGUGCUGGAGGACCUGGUACACCAGGAGGACCCGGUGGACCAGGAGGAUUUGGAGGUUCAGGCGGAGGAGCAGGAGCCGGUGGUGUCGGACCCGGUGGAAUCUCUGAAGGUGCUGGCGGUGCUGGCGGAUCAGGUGUAACAGUUGUAGAGUCAGUUACUGUUGGUGGAGCCGGAGGACCUUUAGCUGGUGGUGUCGGUCCAGGAGGUGUCGGACCUGGAGAAGUUGGACCGGGAGGUAUUUACGGACCAGGAGGAGCUGGAGGACUUUACGGACCGGGUGCAGGUGGAGCCUUCGGAGCAGGAGGAGGAGCUGGUGCACCAGGAGGACCUGGAGGUCCAGGUGGACCAGGCGGCCCUGGAGGUCCAGGUGGAUUUGGCGGAGGAGCAGGAAUCGGUGGUGGUGUUGGAACAGGAGCUGGAGGUGUUGGACCGUCUGGAGGUGCUGGUGGAACAGGUCCGGUAUCUGUCUCUUCUACUGUAAGUGUCGGUGGUGCUGGCGGACCAGGCGCAGGUGGACCAGGAGUAGGAGGACCAGGAGCAGGUGGAGCAGGAGCUGGUGGUGUCGGAACUGGAGGAUUUGGAGGUCCAGGUGGAUUCGAUGGACCGGGAGGUCCUGGAGGACCAGGCGGCCCAGGAGGAGCAGGCGGAGGCGCCAGCGGCGCUGGAGGAUUGUACGGACCUGGAGGUGCUGGAGGAUUGUACGGUCCCGGAGGAUUAUACGGACCUGGAGGAGCUGGUGCACCUGGAGCUCCCGGAGCUCCGGGUAGAGCAGGAGGUAUCGGAGGUAUAGCCGGAGCUGGUGGUGUCGGACCUGGUGGAGCCUCUGGAGGUGCUGGCGGAGGAGGUGUAUCAGUUACAGAAUCAGUUACUGUUGGUGGAGCCGGAGGUGCAGGAGCAGGAGCAGGAGCUGGUGGAAUCAGUGGACCAUCAGGUCUGGGAGGAGCCGGAGCAACUGGUGGAUUCGGUGGUGCAGGAGGACCUGGUGGGCCAGGAGGACCCGGUGGACCAGGAGGAUUUGGAGGUUCAGGCGGAGGAGCAGGAGCCGGUGGUGUCGGACCCGGCGGAAUCUCUGGAGGUGCUGGCGGAUCAGGUGUAACAGUUGUAGAGUCAGUUACUGUUGGUGGAGCCGGAGGACCAGGAGCUGGUGGUGUCGGUCCAGGAGGUGUCGGACCUGGAGGAGUUGGACAGGGAGGUAUUUACGGACCAGGAGGAGCUGGAGGACUUUACGGACCGGGUGCAGGUGGAGCCUUCGGAGCAGGAGGAGGAGCUGGUGCACCAGGAGGACCUGGAGGUCCAGGUGGACCAGGCGGCCCUGGAGGUCCAGGUGGAUUUGGCGGAGGAGCAGGAAUCGGCGGUGGUGUUGGACCAGGAGCUGGAGGUGUUGGACCGUCUGGAGGUGCUGGUGGAACAGGUCCGGUAUCUGUCUCUUCUACUGUAAGUGUCGGUGGUGCUGGCGGACCAGGCGCAAGUGGACCAGGAGUAGGAGGACCAGGAGCAGGUGGAGCAGGAGCUGGUGGUGUCGGAACUGGAGGAUUUGGAGGUCCAGGUGGAUUCGGUGGACCGGGAGGUCCUGGAGGACCAGGCGGCCCAGGAGGAGCAGGCGGAGGCGCCGGCGGCGCUGGCGGAUUGUACGGACCUGGAGGUGCUGGAGGAUUGUACGGUCCCGGAGGAUUAUACGGACCUGGAGGAGCUGGUGCACCUGGAGCUCCCGGAGCUCCGGGUAGAGCAGGAGGUAUCGGAGGUAUAGCCGGAGCUGGUGGUGUCGGACCUGGUGGAGUCUCUGGAGGUGCUGGCGGAGGAGGUGUAUCAGUUACAGAAUCAGUUACUGUUGGUGGAGCCGGAGGUGCAGGAGCAGGAGCAGGAGCUGGUGGAAUCAGUGGACCAUCAGGUCUGGGAGGAGCCGGAGCAACUGGUGGAUUCGGUGGUGCAGGAGGACCUGGUGGGCCAGGAGGACCCGGUGGACCAGGAGGAUUUGGAGGUUCAGGCGGAGGAGCAGGAGCCGGUGGUGUCGGACCCGGCGGAAUCUCUGGAGGUGCUGGCGGAUCAGGUGUAACAGUUGUAGAGUCAGUUACUGUUGGUGGAGCCGGAGGACCAGGAGCUGGUGGUGUCGGUCCAGGAGGUGUCGGACCUGGAGGAGUUGGACCGGGAGGUAUUUACGGACCAGGAGGAGCUGGAGGACUUUACGGACCGGGUGCAGGUGUAGCCUUCGGAGCAGGAGGAGGAGCUGGUGCACCAGGAGGACCUGGAGGUCCAGGUGGACCAGGCGGCCCUGGAGGUCCAGGUGGAUUUGGCGGAGGAGCAGGAAUCGGCGGUGGUGUUGGACCAGGAGCUGGAGGUGUUGGACCGUCUGGAGGUGCUGGUGGAACAGGUCCGGUAUCUGUCUCUUCUACUGUAAGUGUCGGUGGUGCUGGCGGACCAGGCGCAGGUGGACCAGGAGUAGGAGGACCAGGGGCAGGUGGAGCAGGAGCUGGUGGUGUCGGAACUGGAGGAUUUGGAGGUCCAGGUGGAUUUGGUGGACCGGGAGGUCCUGGAGGAACAGGCGGCCCAGGAGGAGCAGGCGGAGGCGCCGGCGGCGCUGGCGGAUUGUACGGACCUGGAGGUGCUGGAGGAUUGUACGGUCCCGGAGGAUUAUACGGACCUGGAGGAGCUGGUGCACCUGGAGCUCCCGGAGCUCCGGGUAGAGCAGGAGGUAUCGGAGGUAUAGCCGGAGCUGGUGGUGUCGGACCUGGUGGAGUCUCUGGAGGUGCUGGCGGAGGAGGUGUAUCAGUUACAGAAUCAGUUACUGUUGGUGGAGCCGGAGGUGCAAGAGCUGGUGGAAUCGGUGGACCAUCAGGUCUGGGAGGAGCCGGAGCAACUGGUGGAUUCGGUGGUGCAGGAGGACCUGGUGGACCAGGAGGACCCGGUGGACCAGGAGGAUUUGGAGGUUCAGGCGGAGGAGCAGGAGCCGGUGGUGUCGGACCCGGCGGAAUCUCUGGAGGUGCUGGCGGAUCAGGUGUAACAGUUGUAGAGUCAGUUACUGUUGGUGGAGCCGGAGGACCAGGAGCUGGUGGUGUCGGUCCAGGAGGUGUCGGACCUGGAGGAGUUGGACCGGGAGGUAUUUACGGACCAGGAGGAGCUGGAGGACUUUACGGACCGGGUGCAGGUGGAGCCUUCGGAGCAGGAGGAGGAGCUGGUGCACCAGGAGGACCUGGAGGUCCAGGUGGACCAGGCGGCCCUGGAGGUCCAGGUGGAUUUGGCGGAGGAGCAGGAAUCGGCGGUGGUGUUGGACCAGGAGCUGGAGGUGUUGGACCGUCGGGAGGUGCUGGUGGAACAGGUCCGGUAUCUGUCUCUUCUACUGUAAGUGUCGGUGGUGCUGGCAGACCAGGCGCAGGUGGACCAGGAGUAGGAGGAGCAGGUGGAGCAGGAGCUGGUGGUGUCGGAACUGGAGGAUUUGGAGGUCCAGGUGGAUUCGGUGGACCGGGAGGUCCUGGAGGACCAGGCGGCCCAGGAGUAGCAGGCGGAGGCGCCGGCGGCGCUGGCGGAUUGUACGGACCUGGAGGUGCUGGAGGAUUGUACGGUCCCGGAGGAUUAUACAGACCUGGAGGAGCUGGUGCACCUGGAGCUCCCGGAGCUCCGGGUAGAGCAGGAGGUAUCGGAGGUAUAGCCGGAGCUGGUGGUGUCGGACCUGGUGGAGUCUCUGGAGGUGCUGGCGGAGGAGGUGUAUCAGUUACAGAAUCAGUUACUGUUGGUGGAGCCGGAGGUGCAGGAGCAGGAGCAGGAGCUGGUGGAAUCGGUGGACCAUCAGGUCUGGGAGGAGCCGGAGCAACUGGUGGAUUCGGUGGUGCUGGAGGACCUGGUGGACCAGGAGGACCCGGUGGACCAGGAGGAUUUGGAGGUUCAGGCGGAGGAGCAGGAGCCGGUGGUGUCGGACCCUGCGGAAUCUCUGGAGGUGCUGGCGGAUCAGGUGUAACAGUUGUAGAGUCAGUUACUGUUGGUGGAGCCGGAGGACCAGGAGCUGGUGGUGUCGGUCCAGGAGGUGUCGGACCUGGAGGAGUUGGACCGGGAGGUAUUUACGGACCAGGAGGAGCUGGAGGACUUUACGGACCGGGUGCAGGUGGAGACUUCAGAGAAGGAGGAGGAGCUGGUGCACCAGGAGGACCUGGAGGUCCAGGUGGACCAGGCGGCCCUGGAGGUCCAGGUGGAUUUGGCGGAGGAGCAGGAAUCGGCGGUGGUUUUGGACCAGGAGCUGGAGGUGUUGGACCGUCUGGAGGUGCUGGUGGAACAGGUCCGGUAUCUGUCUCUUCUACUGUAAGUGUCGGUGGUGCUGGCGGACCAGGCGCAGGUGGACCAGGAGUAGGAGGACCAGGAGCAGGUGGAGCAGGAGCUGGUGGUGUCGGAACUGGAGGAUUUGGAGGUCCAGGUGGAUUCGGUGGACCGGGAGGUCCUGGAGGACCAGGCGGCCCAGGAGGAGCAGGCAGAGGCGCCGGCGGCGCUGGCGGAUUGUACGGACCUGGAGGUGCUGGAGGAUUGUACGGUCCCGGAGGAUUAUACGGACCUGGAGGAGCUGGUGCACCUGGAGCUCCCGGAGCUCCGGGUAGAGCAGGAGGUAUCGGAGGUAUAGCCGGAGCUGGUGGGGUCGGACCUGGUGGAGUCUCUGGAGGUGCUGGCGGAGGAGGUGUAUCAGUUACAGAAUCAGUUACUGUUGGUGGAGCCGGAGGUGCAGGAGCAGGAGCUGGUGGAAUCGGUGGACCAUCAGGUCUGGGAGGAGCCGGAGCAACUGGUGGAUUCGGUGGUGCUGGAGGACCUGGUGGACCAGGAGGACCCGGUGGACCAGGAGGAUUUGGAGGUUCAGGCGGAGGAGCAGGAGCCGGUGGUGUCGGACCCGGCGGAAUCUCUGGAGGUGCUGGCGGUGCUGGCGGAUCAGAUGUAACAGUUGUAGAGUCAGUUACUGUUGGUGGAGCCGGAGGACCAGGAGCUGGUGGUGUCGGUCCAGGAGGUGUCGGACCUGGAGGAGUUGGACCGGGAGGUAUUUACGGACCAGGAGGAGCUGGAGGACUUUACGGACCGGGUGCAGGUGGAGACUUCAGAGAAGGAGGAGGAGCUGGUGCACCAGGAGGACCUGGAGGUCCAGGUGGACCAGGCGGCCCUGGAGGUCCAGGUGGAUUUGGCGGAGGAGCAGGAAUCGGCGGUGGUUUUGGACCAGGAGCUGGAGGUGUUGGACCGUCUGGAGGUGCUGGUGGAACAGGUCCGGUAUCUGUCUCUUCUACUGUAAGUGUCGGUGGUGCUGGCGGACCAGGCGCAGGUGGACCAGGAGUAGGAGGACCAGGAGCAGGUGGAGCAGGAGCUGGUGGUGUCGGAACUGGAGGAUUUGGAGGUCCAGGUGGAUUCGGUGGACCGGGAGGUCCUGGAGGACCAGGCGGCCCAGGAGGAGCAGGCAGAGGCGCCGGCGGCGCUGGCGGAUUGUACGGACCUGGAGGUGCUGGAGGAUUGUACGGUCCCGGAGGAUUAUACGGACCUGGAGGAGCUGGUGCACCUGGAGCUCCCGGAGCUCCGGGUAGAGCAGGAGGUAUCGGAGGUAUAGCCGGAGCUGGUGGGGUCGGACCUGGUGGAGUCUCUGGAGGUGCUGGCGGAGGAGGUGUAUCAGUUACAGAAUCAGUUACUGUUGGUGGAGCCGGAGGUGCAGGAGCAGGAGCUGGUGGAAUCGGUGGACCAUCAGGUCUGGGAGGAGCCGGAGCAACUGGUGGAUUCGGUGGUGCUGGAGGACCUGGUGGACCAGGAGGACCCGGUGGACCAGGAGGAUUUGGAGGUUCAGGCGGAGGAGCAGGAGCCGGUGGUGUCGGACCCGGCGGAAUCUCUGGAGGUGCUGGCGGUGCUGGCGGAUCAGAUGUAACAGUUGUAGAGUCAGUUACUGUUGGUGGAGCCGGAGGACCAGGAGCUGGUGGUGUCGGUCCAGGAGGUGUCGGACCUGGAGGAGUUGGACCGGGAGGUAUUUACGGACCAGGAGGAGCUGGAGGACUUUACGGACCGGGUGCAGGUGGAGCCUUCGGAGCAGGAGGAGGAGCUGGUGCACCAGGAGGACCUGGAGGUCCAGGUGGACCAGGCGGCCCUGGAGGUCCAGGUGGAUUUAGCGGAGGAGCAGGAAUCGGCGGUGGUGUUGGACCAGGAGCUGGAGUUGUUGGACCGUCUGGAGGUGCUGGUGGAACAGGUCCGGUAUCUGUCUCUUCUACUGUAAGUGUCGGUGGUGCUGGCGGACCAGGCGCAGGUGGACCAGGAGUAGGAGGAGCAGGUGGAGCAGGAGCUGGUGGUGUCGGAACUGGAGGAUUUGGAGGUCCAGGUGGAUUCGGUGGACCGGGAGGUCCUGGAGGACCAGGCGGCCCAGGAGGAGCAGGCGGAGGUGCCGGCGGCGCUGGCGGAUUGUACGGACCUGGAGGUGCUGGAGGAUUGUACGGUCCCGGAGGAUUAUACAGACCUGGAGGAGCUGGUGCACCUGGAGCUCCCGGAGCUCCGGGUAGAGCAGGAGGUAUCGGAGGUAUAGCCGGAGCUGGUGGUGUCGGACCUGGUGGAGUCUCUGGAGGUGCUGGCGGAGGAGGUGUAUCAGUUACAGAAUCAGUUACUGUUGGUGGAGCCGGAGGUGCAGGAGCAGGAGCAGGAGCUGGUGGAAUCGGUGGACCAUCAGGUCUGGGAGGAGCCGGAGCAACUGGUGGAUUCGGUGGUGCUGGAGGACCUGGUGGACCAGGAGGACCCGGUGGACUAGGAGGAUUUGGAGGUUCAGGCGGAGGAGCAGGAGCCGGUGGUGUCGGACCCGGCGGAAUCUCUGGAGGUGCUGGCGGUGCUGGCGGAUCAGGUGUAACAGUUGUAGAGUCAGUUACUGUUGGUGGAGCCGGAGGACCAGGAGCUGGUGGUGUCGGUACAGGAGGUGUCGGACCUGGAGGAGUUGGACCGGGAGGUAUUUACGGACCAGGAGGAGCUGGAGGACUUUACGGACCGGGUGCAGGUGGAGCCUUCAGAGAAGGAGGAGGAGCUGGUGCACCAGGAGGACCUGGAGGUCCAGGUGGACCAGGCGGCCCUGGAGGUCCAGGUGGAUUUGGCGGAGGAGCAGGAAUCGGCGGUGGUGUUGGAUCAGGAGCUGGAGGUGUUGGACCGUCUGGAGGUGCUGGUGGAACAGGUCCGGUAUCUGUCUCUUCUACUGUAAGUGUCGGUGGUGCUGGCGGACCAGGCGCAGGUGGACCAGGAGUAGGAGGACCAGGAGCAGGUGGAGCAGGAGCUGGUGGUGUCGGAACUGGAGGAUUUGGAGGUCCAGGUGGAUUCGGUGGACCGGGAGGUCCUGGAGGACCAGGCGGCCCAGGAGGAGCAGGCGGAGGCGCCGGCGGCGCUGGCGGAUUGUACGGACCUGGAGGUGCUGGAGGAUUGUACGGUCCCGGAGGAUUAUACGGACCUGGAGGAGCUGGUGCACCUGGAGCUCCCGGAGCUCCGGGUAGAGCAGGAGGUAUCGGAGGUAUAGCCGGAGCUGGUGGGGUCGGACCUGGUGGAGUCUCUGGAGGUGCUGGCGGAGGAGGUGUAUCAGUUACAGAAUCAGUUACUGUUGGUGGAGCCGGAGGUGCAGGAGCAGGAGCUGGUGGAAUCGGUGGACCAUCAGGUCUGGGAGCAGCCGGAGCAACUGGUGGAUUCGGUGGUGCUGGAGGACCUGGUGGACCAGGAGGACCCGGUGGACCAGGAGGAUUUGGAGGUUCAGGCGGAGGAGCAGGAGCCGGUGGUGUCGGACCCGGCGGAAUCUCUGGAGGUGCUGGCGGAUCAGGUGUAACAGUUGUAGAGUCAGUUACUGUUGGUGGAGCCGGAGGACCAGGAGCUGGUGGUGUCGGUCCAGGAGGUGUCGGACCUGGAGGAGUUGGACCGGGAGGUAUUUACGGACCAGGAGGAGCUGGAGGACUUUACGGACCGGGUGCAGGUGGAGCCUUCGGAGCAGGAGGAGGAGCUGGUGCACCAGGAGGACCUGGAGGUCCAGGUGGACCAGGCGGCCCUGGAGGUCCAGGUGGAUUUGGCGGAGGAGCAGGAAUCGGCGGUGGUGUUGGACCAGGAGCUGGAGGUGUUGGACCGUCUGGAGGUGCUGGUGGAACAGGUCCGGUAUCUGUCUCUUCUACUGUAAGUGUCGGUGGUGCUGGCGGACCAGGCGCAAGUGGACCAGGAGUAAGAGGACCAGGAGCAGGUGGAGCAGGAGCUGGUGGUGUCGGAACUGGAGGAUUUGGAGGUCCAGGUGGAUUCGGUGGACCGAGAGGUCCUGGAGGACCAGGCGGCCCAGGAGGAGCAGGCGGAGGCGCCGGCGGCGCUGGCGGAUUGUACGGACCUGGAGGUGCUGGAGGAUUGUACGGUCCCGGAGGAUUAUACGGACCUGGAGGAGCUGGUGCACCUGGAGCUCCCGGAGCUCCGGGUAGAGCAGGAGGUAUCGGAGGUAUAGCCGGAGCUGGUGGGGUCGGACCUGGUGGAGUCUCUGGAGGUGCUGGCGGAGGAGGUGUAUCAGUUACAGAAUCAGUUACUGUUGGUGGAGCCGGAGGUGCAGGAGCAGGAGCUGGUGGAAUCGGUGGACCAUCAGGUCUGGGAGCAGCCGGAGCAACUGGUGGAUUCGGUGGUGCUGGAGGACCUGGUGGACCAGGAGGACCCGGUGGACCAGGAGGAUUUGGAGGUUCAGGCGGAGGAGCAGGAGCCGGUGGUGUCGGACCCGGCGGAAUCUCUGGAGGUGCUGGCGGAUCAGGUGUAACAGUUGUAGAGUCAGUUACUGUUGGUGGAGCCGGAGGACCAGGAGCUGGUGGUGUCGGUCCAGGAGGUGUCGGACCUGGAGGAGUUGGACCGGGAGGUAUUUACGGACCAGGAGGAGCUGGAGGACUUUACGGACCGGGUGCAGGUGGAGCCUUCGGAGCAGGAGGAGGAGCUGGUGCACCAGGAGGACCUGGAGGUCCAGGUGGACCAGGCGGCCCUGGAGGUCCAGGUGGAUUUGGCGGAGGAGCAGGAAUCGGCGGUGGUGUUGGACCAGGAGCUGGAGGUGUUGGACCGUCUGGAGGUGCUGGUGGAACAGGUCCGGUAUCUGUCUCUUCUACUGUAAGUGUCGGUGGUGCUGGCGGACCAGGCGCAAGUGGACCAGGAGUAAGAGGACCAGGAGCAGGUGGAGCAGGAGCUGGUGGUGUCGGAACUGGAGGAUUUGGAGGUCCAGGUGGAUUCGGUGGACCGAGAGGUCCUGGAGGACCAGGCGGCCCAGGAGGAGCAGGCGGAGGCGCCGGCGGCGCUGGCGGAUUGUACGGACCUGGAGGUGCUGGAGGAUUGUACGGUCCCGGAGGAUUAUACGGACCUGGAGGAGCUGGUGCACCUGGAGCUCCCGGAGCUCCGGGUAGAGCAGGAGGUAUCGGAGGUAUAGCCGGAGCUGGUGGGGUCGGACCUGGUGGAGUCUCUGGAGGUGCUGGCGGAGGAGGUGUAUCAGUUACAGAAUCAGUUACUGUUGGUGGAGCCGGAGGUGCAGGAGCAGGAGCUGGUGGAAUCGGUGGACCAUCAGGUCUGGGAGCAGCCGGAGCAACUGGUGGAUUCGGUGGUGCUGGAGGACCUGGUGGACCAGGAGGACCCGGUGGACCAGGAGGAUUUGGAGGUUCAGGCGGAGGAGCAGGAGCCGGUGGUGUCGGACCCGGCGGAAUCUCUGGAGGUGCUGGCGGAUCAGGUGUAACAGUUGUAGAGUCAGUUACUGUUGGUGGAGCCGGAGGACCAGGAGCUGGUGGUGUCGGUCCAGGAGGUGUCGGACCUGGAGGAGUUGGACCGGGAGGUAUUUACGGACCAGGAGGAGCUGGAGGACUUUACGGACCGGGUGCAGGUGGAGCCUUCGGAGCAGGAGGAGGAGCUGGUGCACCAGGAGGACCUGGAGGUCCAGGUGGACCAGGCGGCCCUGGAGGUCCAGGUGGAUUUGGCGGAGGAACAGGAAUCGGCGGUGGUGUUGGACCAGGAGCUGGAGGUGUUGGACCGUCUGGAGGUGCUGGUGGAACAGGUCCGGUAUCUGUCUCUUCUACUGUAAGUGUCGGUGGUGCUGGCGGACCAGGCGCAGGUGGACCAGGAGUAGGAGGACCAGGAGCAGGUGGAGCAGGAGCUGGUGGUGUCGGAACUGGAGGAUUUGGAGGUCCAGGUGGUUUCGGUAGACCGGGAGGUCCUGGAGGACCAGGCGGCCCAGGAGGAGCAGGCGGAGGCGCCGGCGGCGCUGGCGGAUUGUACGGAUCUGGAGGAGCUGGAGGAUUGUACGGUCCCGGAGGAUUAUACGGACCUGGAGGAGCUGGUGCACCUGGAGCUCCCGGAGCUCCGGGUAGAGCAGGAGGUAUCGGAGGUAUAGCCGGAGCUGGUGGUGUCGGACCUGGUGGAGUCUCUGGAGGUGCUGGCGGAGGAGGUGUAUCAGUUACAGAAUCAGUUACUGUUGGUGGAGCCGGAGGUGCAGGAGCAGGAGCAGGAGCUGGUGGAAUCGGUGGACCAUCAGGUCUGGGAGGAGCCGGAGCAACUGGUGGAUUCGGUGGUGCUGGAGGACCUGGUGGACCAGGAGGAUUUGGAGGUUCAGGCGGAGGAGCAGGAGCCGGUGGUGUCGGACCCGGCGGAAUCUCUGGAGGUGCUGGCGGUGCUGGCGGAUCAGGUGUAACAGUUGUAGAGUCAGUUACUGUUGGUGGAGCCGGAGGACCAGGAGCUGGUGGUGUCGGUCCAGGAGGUGUCGGACCUGGAGGAGUUGGACCGGGAGGUAUUUACGGACCAGGAGGAGCUGGAGGACUUUACGGACCGGGUGCAGGUGUAGCCUUCGGAGCAGGAGGAGGAGCUGGUGCACCAGGAGGACCUGGAGGUCCAGGUGGAUUUGGCGGAGGAGCAGGAAUCGGCGGUGGUGUUGGACCAGGAGCUGGAGGUGUUGGACCGUCUGGAGGUGCUGGUGGAACAGGUCCGGUAUCUGUCUCUUCUACUGUAAGUGUCGGUGGUGCUGGCGGACCAGGCGCAGGUGGACCAGGAGUAGGAGGACCAGGAGCAGGUGGAGCAGGAGCUGGUGGUGUCGGAACUGGAGGAUUUGGAGGUCCAGGUGGAUUUGGUGGACCGGCAGGUCCUGGAGGACCAGGCGGUCCAGGAGGAGCAGUCGGAGGCGCCGGCGGCGCUGGCGGAUUGUACGGACCUGGAGGUGCUGGAGGAUUGUACGGUCCCGGAGGAUUAUACGGACCUGGAGGAGCUGGUGCACCUGGAGCUCCGGGUAGAGCAGGAGGUAUCGGAGGUAUAGCCGGAGCUGGUGGUGUCGGACCUGGUGGAGUCUCUGGAGGUGCUGGCGGAGGAGGUGUAUCAGUUACAGAAUCAGUUACUGUUGGUGGAGCCGGAGGUGCAGGAGCAGGAGCUGGUGGAAUCGGUGGACCAUCAGGUCUGGGAGGAGCCGGAGCAACUGGUGGAUUCGGUGGUGCUGGAGGACCUGGUGGACCAGGAGGACCCGGUGGACCAGGAGGAUUUGGAGGUUCAGGCGGAGGAGCAGGAGCCGGUGGUGUCGGACCCGGCGGAAUCUCUGGAGGUGCUGGCGGUGUUGGCGGAUCAGGUGUAACAGUUGUAGAGUCAGUUACUGUUGGUGGAGCUGGAGGACCAGGAGCUGGUGGUGUCGGUCCAGGAGGUGUCGGACCUGGAGGAGUUGGACCGGGAGGUAUUUACGGACCAGGAGGAGCUGGAGGACUUUACGGACCGGGUGCAGGUGGAGCCUUCGGAGCAGGAGGAGGAGCUGGUGCACCAGGAGGACCUGGAGGUCCAGGUGGACCAGGCGGCCCUCGAGGUCCAGGUGGAUUUGGCGGAGGAGCAGGAAUCGGCGGUGGUGUUGGACCAGGAGCUGGAGGUGUUGGACCGUCUGGAGGUGCUGGUGGAACAGGUCCGGUAUCUGUCUCUUCUACUGUAAGUGUCGGUGGUGCUGGCGGACCAGGCGCAGGUGGACCAGGAGUAGGAGGACCAGGAGCAGGUGGAGCAGGAGCUGGUGGUGUCGGAACUGGAGGAUUUGGAGGUCCAGGUGGAUUUGGUGGACCGGGUGGUCCUGGAGGACCAGGCGGCCCAGGAGGAGCAGUCGGAGGCGCCGGCGGCGCUGGCGGAUUGUACGGAUCUGGAGGUGCUGGAGGAUUGUACGGUCCCGGAGGAUUAUACGGACCUGGAGGAGCUGGUGCACCUGGAGCUCCCGGAACUCCGGGUAGAGCAGGAGGUAUCGGAGGUAUAGCCGGAGCUGGUGGUGUCGGACCUGGUGGAGUCUCUGGAGGUGCUGGCGGAGGAGGUGUAUCAGUUACAGAAUCAGUUACUGUUGGUGGAGCCGGAGGUGCAGGAGCAGGAGCAGGAGCAGGAGCUGGUGGAAUCGGUGGACCAUCAGGUCUGGGAGGAGCCGGAGCAACUGGUGGAUUCGGUGGUGCUGGAGGACCUGGUGGACCAGGAGGACCCUGUGGACCAGGAGGAUUUGGAGGUUCAGGCGGAGGAGCAGGAGCCGGUGGUGUCGGACCCGGCGGAAUCUCUGGAGGUGCUGGCGGUGCUGGCGGAUCAGAUGUAACAGUUGUAGAGUCAGUUACUGUUGGUGGAGCCGGAGGACCAGGAGCUGGUGGUGUCGGUCCAGGAGGUGUCGGACCUGGAGGAGUUGGACCGGGAGGUAUUUACGGACCAGGAGGAGCUGGAGGACUUUACGGACCGGGUGCAGGUGGAGCCUUCGGAGCAGGAGGAGGAGCUGGUGCACCAGGAGGACCUGGAGGUCCAGGUGGAUUUGGCGGAGGAGCAGGAAUCGGCGGUGGUGUUGGACCAGGAGCUGGAGGUGCUGGACCGUCUGGAGGUGCUGGUGGAACAGGUCCGGUAUCUGUCUCUUCAUCUUUUACUGUCGGUGGAGGCGUGUCUACAGGUGGUGUUUUAGCUGCCGCUAGUUAUGCUCCUUCGACUAGUGGAUAUGCAAGAUUACCAAAUUUGGUUAAUAGUAUUAAGAGUUCUAUGCAGGGAGGAGGAUUUAAUUAUCAGAAUUUUGGAAAUAUGCUUUCGCAGUAUGCCACAGGUUCUGGUUCUUGCAGCUAUUAUGAUUUAAAUCUUUUGAUGGAUGCCCUUUUGGCAGCGCUUCACACCCUCAGCUACCAGGGAGCUUCUUAUGUCCCUUCAUAUCCGUCGCCAUCUGCGAUGUCAGCUUACUCGCAAUACGUUCGAAGAUGCUUCUGAAUGUGAUCCAGUUUUCGUGAUGCGUCUAAUCGGCUUUAACUUUUUCUACAUUACUACAAAAAAUAAUUGCUUUGUGAUUUAAUUGCAUAUGUUUUCAAAUAAUUAAUAAUUUUAUAAGAGAAUAAAAUAUUAUUUUAAAAG